AUGGCCCCCUCCAAGUUGCUGCCCACCGUGCUACUCCUCACAGUGCUGUGCGCGCGCCCCCCGAGAGUCCCCCCUCCCUUUGCGGAUGCUGGGGGCACGGGUGGUCCAAACGUGGGUGGUGAGACGGGCCAGUUGGACGACUUGUCUCACUUCAGCAGGGAGCUCCUUGAGCCUCUUGCGCGUAACUUGAAGAGUGUCCCCGCCGUAGCGCUCAGGGAAAAGGUGAAGACCCAAGUGGCCAAGGCAGCGGAGAGCCUGGAGCUGCCCAACCCGGACGAAGAAGCAUGCGAAAUUAAUUACGCCGAGUUGUGCCCCGAAGGAUGGGGAGACUGGGGGAACGCAGACACCUGCAUAAGUCCUGCUAACUACCAAGGGCCGUGUAAAAACAAAAUGGCAUCGUUUCUCAAUUCAACGCCGAGAGAGAAAUUUAACUUCUCCAUCAGGUGCGGAGUCUCAUGGCCAUGCUUGCACAGAUGUACUGAAGAAGACCUGCUGGAGGAGUGCCCCGAUAGUUGGACCCUCAAAGGGAACAUCUGUCACGCCCCCAAAUCUUAUAAGGGCCAAUGUGUUAGGAAAAAAAUUUUUGCAAAUUUCUUAAGGGAAGAAAAGAAAGCAUGGGCAGAUGCAUGCGACGUAAGUUGGCCUUGCUCCAAAAAAAAUUAUAAUUUUGGAAAGCUCUGCCCGAAGAAUUGGACGCCCACUCCGGAUGGUAAUCACUGCUCUGCGAGUAGCUCCUAUGUUGGUCCGUGUGGUCCUCUUUUGUACCUUUUCAAUGUGAAGGAGGUGGAAAAGCGACUUUUAAUGAGCAAGUGUAACGUCGAAUGGCCGGUUAGAGCAAAUGAGGAGGGGGGCAGCCUGGACGACCAGGUUUGUCCCCUGGGGUGGACACUUAACCCUUCGCACCAGAGGGGAGGAGGGACUACCUGCUCUCCCCCCAAAUCGUACAAUGGGCCAUGUGAGGAAAUAAAAAAAAUGUCCUUCGAACGUAUGAGCAAAGAGGAGAAGCAUGAGCUAUCCAGGAGGUGCGGCUUCGUGUGGAACUUCACAAAUGAGAGGCAUCAGAAUUUUGGGCUGGCUUGUCCCUACAACUGGGUUCUAGUAGAUGCGGCAGACCAUGUGUGCGUUUCUCCUGUGGAAUACACCCAACCGUGCAGCAAUGUUGCCUCCUUCAAAGGUUACACGCACGAGAUGAAGGCUGCCUGGGCCUCCCGCUGUAAGGCCCCCUUCGUUGAUGAAGGAGCGUUCCGGGGGGGACUCCAAAGGGGGGGGAGCCAAACGAGAAGCCAACUGGGGAGCCGCUUAAAAAAGGGGAAAAUAUUCGGCCUUAAUAGAGAAGCGAACCGCGGCGGCCUUCUCCUUGCAGAUGCACCUUGGGAGAGGGAUGGUCCCAUAGAGUCCGCCACGUCAAGCACACACAGAAGCGAUUGCAAUGCUGCCAUUGGUGAGGAGUGCCUCCACAACCGGGAUGAACCGUUUGUGCACCCCAACGGGGGGAGACUACCUCUAAGUGAGCGAAGCAGUGAGGACCACCCCCACGAGUUUAUCCUGAGCGACCAGAAGAUUACGGAGCUUCUUCUGCUUAAGCAGGCAUCGGAGGAUCGCGAGUUGCGGAGGAACAUCGAUGAGGUAGUGCAGACGUUGAGGAGGGGGCACUCCCCCCGGGGGGCAACCACGUUUUCCUUUCUCCAGGUGAGGUCCAAGGGGGGGCAGUCCAGCGGGGCAACAAAGGGGCUGAAGGAGCUCGCCCGGGGGGCUCCAACUGUGGGGCGGGAGAAAGCGGCACAGCGAAGGAGAGGAGCAGAUGGGGAAACGCCACAUAGAAAGAGUUCCUCAGAUGGGGAACCCCCCCUCCAUGGCCAGAACGCCCCACCCACAGCAGCAGCGCCAAAUUUAAGCGAAGUGAAAAACCUGUAUGGGAGUUACCAAAUAGGGAGGGCAGACCAGUCGUACUACGAGCACAUCUGUUUAGAAAAGAACUACUCGGAGUGCCCCCUGGGAUGGACCAGGAUAAAUACCCACCAGUGUAUGGCCCCCAGUUGGUGGAGAACGAACGGGCACAAGUGUAGCUCCCUAAUAGACCUGAAGGACUUCACCAGAAGGGUGUACGACGUAGCUCAUGACAUGUCCUUCGUUUCAAUCGAUGAGGAGAGGAUAAAGAAGCUCGAGAGAAAAUGCGCUUUGACAUUUCCCUGUAGGGACUGCGAACGGGACUACGUGCAGGUCUCUUGUCCCCUCGGGUGGAAUCAAACGGAUGAUGGAUGGUGUGAAGCACCAGCUGAUUACCCACCACAUUUGAGGGCGGCCUGUGGAGGUAGGGUCAAUUUUAAGUAUGCCACACCGCUGGUUAGACGUAACUGGAGCCUUGUGUGCCGAUCCGACUGGCCGUGCUUUUCCCCCUGCGAGAAGAACUACGCCGCGGUGUGCCCCCUUGGGUACGGGCUGAUAAACGAGCGCCUGGACGCGGCUGGCGGGGGCACCAUUCACGUCUGCGUGAAUCGGAGCUGGGGGGGGGAAGUCAACCGGGGAGAAGUUAACCGGGGGGAAGUCGGCCGGGGGGAAGUCGGCCGGGGAGAAGUCAACCGGGGAGAAGUCAACCGGGGAGAAGUUAACCGGGGGGAAGUUAACCGGGGAGAAGUUAACCGGGGGGAAGUUAACCGGGGGGAAGUUAACCGGGGAGAAGUUAACCGGGGGGAAGUUAACCGGGGGGAAGUUAACCGGGGGGAAGUUAACCGGGGGGAAGUUAACCGGGGAGAAGUUAACCGGGGGGAAGUUAACCGGGGAGAAUUUAACCGCUCACCGGGAGAACCGCCGAAUGACUGCCUCGUCAUCGAAGUGUCCAACAGCGUGCAGAUAAAAAAGCAAAUCGAACGGACGUGCAGAGUCAUUUGGCCAUGCCUGCGAAAGUGCGUCCAAGAUUACCACCAGACUUGUCCCUACAACUGGCUGCUCAAGCAGAACAAGUGCAUCGCCCCAUAUCAUUACAGCCCCCCACAGGGGUGUGCCAAGUCGUUUGCAGUCAGAUCGUUUGGCUCCUUCGAUAAGUACCUCUUCUCAAACAGAUGUUUUGCUCCUUGGCCGUGUACCGAUGCGUGCCAGCAGGACUGGUCCCAGCCCUGCCCCGCUCACUGGUCUUUGGUGAAAAGCAGGAAGGGUAAAAGUGCCGCGGAUAAACAGGCAGCCUCGAAACCUCUUGUUUGCCAACCGCUAAAACGCAACAUCCAUAGGGGGGUGUGCACAGAUGAAAGCUACGACUUGACGGAUUUCACCUUUUUGCAAAAGCAAGAGUUCUCCCACCGCUGCGGUGUUCGGUGGCCAUGCGGUAGUAGCUCUCGGCUGUAUUCCCCCAACUGGCAAUCGCAGAGGGUGUACGACGACGUGGGGUUCCAGCGCCUAAGGACGCUGCGUUUUUAUGACGCCCACUACGCCUCCAGCUACGCCAAGUCGGGCACUUCCUUCUUCUAA
Plasmodium vivax (malaria parasite P. vivax) is the source of this 3462-nucleotide messenger RNA. RefSeq lists its product as hypothetical. The record is from RefSeq and is a predicted model, not a curated record. The transcript has 2 exons. NCBI's taxonomy places the organism in Eukaryota, Apicomplexa, Aconoidasida, Haemosporida, Plasmodiidae. Bases 1 to 3462 code for a protein of 1153 amino acids. Gene Ontology annotation, cellular component: membrane.